AUGUACCCUCUAGAGAAAUAUUAUAAACCCACUGUUCCUACUUCUUUUUACAGAGAAAAGACGUUUACCGGUACAGACGAAGAAUACUUAGAAUUAAUUAACAAUUCUACUACUGUCUAUAUCAACAAUAUAGAUCAUUCUGUUGAUGAAACAAGGAUAUGGGAACUAGCCAUGCUUUUUGGCGAAGUAAAAAGGGUAAUUAUGGGGAUAAAUAGAAAUUUUUUAACAUUUUGUGGAUUUUGUUUUGUAGAGUUUUACAGAAAAGAAGAUGCUGAAAAAUGUAAAUUGUGGGCUGAUAAACUGAGAUUUGAAAAGAAAUCAUUAAGUGUUGAUAAAGAUUAUGGAUUUAGAGAAGGUAGACAAUAUGGAAGAGGAGUUUUUGGUGGUAGAAUGAAAGAUGACAAUGCAAAAAAGAGAAGAUAUUACAAUAAUUAA
Molecule: messenger RNA, 435 nt
Organism: Vairimorpha ceranae
Lineage: Eukaryota; Fungi; Microsporidia; Nosematidae
Product: rna-binding protein
Exons: 1
Coding region: 1-435 (144 amino acids)
Biological process (GO): mRNA cis splicing, via spliceosome
Cellular component (GO): nuclear cap binding complex
Molecular function (GO): RNA cap binding
Source: RefSeq, a predicted model, not a curated record